AGCGUCUGAUAAGCCUAAUCAGAUCAAAUAGCUACUCUGAAAAGCAAAGUGGGAGCUUUCUCCCGCGAAAUAAUCACGGGCCCAAGGCGCACAAAUGUAACUCACCAAAGUGCUUUCAGUCCCGAAAUCAAAUUGGACAACUAAUGUAAGCAGGAAUAAAGUCAGGAAGAAAUUAUUUCUGAGUUUUUUUUUUUAACUUACAGUUAUUAUUCAUAAUAUAAUACCAUUAUCUAUAUAACAGUCUAGAACUGAGCUUAACGAAUUUGUAACGCGGUCUGUAGCUGUCAACUCAUUGUCGCGAAGAAUCAUCGUGACAAAAGCGGAACUUUCAUUCAGAAAUGAGCAUGGUGCGCCAUAACACGUUUGUGGGCCUAUUUGGUUCUGCCAAUUGCUGAGAUUAUUGAUUAUUUAUGCUUUGACAGAAAUCUGUGUUGGAGUUAAAAUGUUAAUAAAAAAGCUGUCUUGAUAAUACGUGCUGAGAAAAAGUUGAACCAUUGCCAGGUGUGCUAUGAGAAAUUUCACAUUUUGCUUUAACACAAGUCGUUUUAUGGUCGGUUGGCCAUAAAAUCUGUCUUGUAUAGGCUCUAAUGUUCCGUCAGAUUGUGGGCGGAGUCUGUGUGACGUCAGGACGCAUAGAGAAGCUCGGUUGGACGGAUAGAAAGACAGCUGAAAUUAAGAGUGAGCGCUGUGAUGUGCAGGAGAGUGUGUGUGCGUGUGUGUGUAUGCAAGUGGAUGGAUAUGAUAUCACAUACCUGUCCCUGUCACUCUGGCUCUCCUUGUAGCUCUCGACUGAAACGGAGAUAUAUUUUACCCAUUUGAAACGAAAAAAAAAAAAAAAAAUAACUCUCUUCAGCACUGGGUUUAUUUCUAUUACGAUAAAAGCCGUUUGAGGAGUAUCGACUGGUUUAAGUGAGAAAGGAGCACUGACAACGCUUGCCAUUACUUCACUACUGGACACAUUAUUUCUUUCUUUAUUUUUAAUAUUUGUGACCUUCGCUGAGGAAGUUAUAUCUGCUUGCGAACCCUCCGCGAAACGCUUGUGUUAUUCAUGACCUCUAUGAAGGAUCCGUUGAGUUUGGACCACCAUCACCACGUUGCCGGGAGUAAACACGCACCGCUUACGAUGACCUCUAGUCUGCAACCGCUCCAGCGGUCUGUGGACUCAAAACACAGGCUGGAGGUACACACGGUUUCUGACACCUCCAGUCCAGAGUCCGUAGAGAAAGAGAAGGGGCAGAGUAAAAACGAAGAUUCGAGUGAUGACCCAUCGAAAAAGAAGAGACAGAGGCGGCAACGAACGCAUUUUACUAGCCAACAGCUCCAGGAACUGGAGGCCACUUUUCAGCGGAAUCGUUAUCCGGACAUGUCCACCAGAGAGGAGAUCGCUGUCUGGACUAAUUUAACAGAGGCCCGAGUCAGAGUGUGGUUCAAGAAUCGACGGGCAAAAUGGAGAAAAAGGGAGAGGAACCAACAGGCCGAGCUGUGUAAAAACGGUUUCGGCCCUCAGUUCAACGGACUUAUGCAGCCCUACGAUGACAUGUAUCCCAGCUACACGUACAACAACUGGGCUGCAAAGGGGCUCACGUCGGCCUCUCUGUCAACCAAAAGCUUCCCCUUUUUCAAUUCCAUGAACGUCAAUCCGCUGUCGUCUCAGGCCAUGUUCUCUCCUCCUAACUCCAUCUCUUCAAUGAGCAUGUCCUCCAGUAUGGUUCCUUCUGCGGUCACCGGCGUACCCGGAUCAAGUUUAAACAGCCUCAAUAACUUGAAUAACCUCAGCAACCCCUCUCUAAAUUCGGGGGUUCCCACGCCGACGUGCCCUUACGCCCCACCGACACCUCCGUAUGUUUACCGGGACACCUGUAACUCCAGUCUUGCCAGUCUGAGACUGAAAGCUAAGCAGCACUCGAGUUUUGGAUACGCGAGCGUGCAGAAUCCAGCCUCCAAUCUUAGCGCUUGUCAGUACGCGGUGGAUAGACCGGUGUAAGAGACGAUUGUAGAAUUUACAAUCCCGAAUCCCAGGAACGAGAGACUAAACUUUUUGUUUCAAAGGCACUAGAAGAAUAAAGCACUGAAACGCGUCCAAUCCUGUGAUGGAAUGCCAGGCGGGAAAUGGAAGGCGAACGUGCCAUUUCUAAUAGCCUAAGAUUAAUUCUCUACACUAGCAAUUGCACACAAGCCAGUGAAGAGUUUGUGACACCAGAAUAUUUAAAAAAAUAAAAGUAAAAAGCUCAUUUAUUUUGACGUUUCAACUUUUGGACAAUAAUUGACUGAACGGUUGUAUAUAGGAUAUACAUAUAUCUUAAUACCAUCUUCAAUUUUUAUAAUUGCUCUAAAGCUCUAACUCUUGAGCAUUUAUAAGAAUUCCGUUUAACACCGCAUGUGGAAAAGGUACAGGAAUCAUGUCUUGCUUGCGUUCAAGGGAAUGUACAUACUAAACGCACCAAGUCGUGUUGAUAUUAUAAAUUUAUUAUUAAAUGUCUUUGUGAAUAUAGAUCUAGAUUAGCAACCCUGGGUAAUAAUACAAAACUGUUUCUGCGAAAUGAACUUGGUUUUUGCUCUGUGUAUAAUAUUUGGUACGGAUUUUUUGUUUCGCUUUUCAACAUCCCAAAAAUAAACUAUUGUGUUCUAUUUAA
Carassius gibelio (silver crucian carp) is the source of this 2633-nucleotide messenger RNA. Its product is annotated as pituitary homeobox 2-like. The transcript is spliced from 3 exons. Gene Ontology annotation, molecular function: RNA polymerase II cis-regulatory region sequence-specific DNA binding; DNA-binding transcription factor activity, RNA polymerase II-specific. The record is from RefSeq and is a predicted model, not a curated record. Gene Ontology annotation, cellular component: nucleus. Gene Ontology annotation, biological process: anatomical structure morphogenesis; regulation of transcription by RNA polymerase II. NCBI's taxonomy places the organism in Eukaryota, Metazoa, Chordata, Actinopteri, Cypriniformes, Cyprinidae. Bases 1049 to 1984 code for a protein of 311 amino acids.